GACAACCCAAUAGUUGAAAAGCUUGAAAAAUCAAAUCUAGAGUAGUAGAGAGAAAGAACUCAGUUAUGCCUACUUCAACUACCAUUCAGUGGCUGAGUUUGGUUGGUAACAUUUGGCUUCAAUCAAUCACUGGAACAAAUUCAGAUUUCCCAGCUUAUUCAUCUCAAUUGAAACAGCUUCUCUCAAUCUCUCAAAUUCAGUUAAACAAUCUUGCAUUUGCUUCUGAUGCUGGGAAGCUUUUUGGAUGGUUUCCUGGUGUUGCUGCAGCUCAUCUCCCUCUCUGGUUAGUUCUCUUAAUUGGUUCAACUCUUGGAGCAAUAGGCUAUGGUGUCCAAUUCCUAUUCCUUAGUAAGAGAAUCUCUUCACUAUCAUAUUGGCAAUUCUUUUUCCUCACUGUUCUAGCUGGAAAUAGUAUUUGUUGGAUCAAUACAGUUUGUAAUGUUACGGCGAUUCGAAAAUUCCCGUUCGAUCGACAAGUUGCAGUUGGGUUAUCGACGAGUUAUUCGAGUUUAACGGCGAAGAUUUUUACUAAUAUUGUUGAUUGGGUCUUCUCUUCUUCAUCCAUGAAGAAAGCUGAAGGGUAUCUUCUUCUUAAUUCAAUUGUACCUUUAGGAGUUUCUAUGUUAACUGCUCCACUUGUUAGAGAAGUUGAAAUGAAGAAGGAGAAAGAGAAGCAUAUAGAUAGAGGUUUCAUUUUAAUGUUUGUUAUAACAAUUGUGACAGGAAUUUAUGCUGUGUUUGGUAGUAUGGGAAUCAUAUCAAAUGGUAUCUCACCAUGGAUUCAUGUGGUUGGUAUGGUAGUUCUCUUAGCUACUCCAUUAGUGAUUCCUUUGGUCACUUGGGUUAGAAUGGUUUUAGAGACUAAACCUUGGUGGAAUAAUAGCUUGAGAGAGAGAAGAAUUUAUGAUCUUCCAGUUGUUGAGGUUGGUGUUAUUGAUGGAAUAGAGAUUCUUGAGAUUAAAGAAGAAUUAGGGUUUGAAGUUGAAGAAGAUGGUGAGAUAAUUAAAGCCAAAGAAGAGAUUGGAGUGAAAUUAAUGGUUCAAAGGUUGGAAUUUUGGUUAUAUUUCUUUGUUUAUAUGUUUGGUGCAACAUUAGGGUUGGUGUAUUUGAACAAUUUAGGUCAAGUAGCUGAAUCUCGUGGACAUUCUCAUACUUCUUCUUUGGUCUCCUUGUCUUCUUCAUUUGGGUUCUUUGGGCGUCUCCUUCCUUCUCUCAUGGACCAUUUUUUCUCAAAGAGUAGGUACAUGGUAUCAAGAACAGCAUCAAUAGUACUACUGAUGAUCCCUAUGGCAGGAGCAUUUUUCUUACUUCUCAACCCCAACAAUCUCUCCCUAUACAUCAGUACGGUGGUUAUCGGAGUAUGCGUCGGUGCAAUUUCUUCGGUUUCAGUUUCGAUGACACCGGAGCUAUUCGGGACCAAGAAUUUCAGUGUGAAUCAUAACAUUGUUAUUGCUAAUAUUCCAAUAGGUUCAUUAAUGUUUGGAAACAUGGCAGCUAUUCUUUACCAAAGAGCUGGAUAUGAAGGACAUGGGAGAUGCAUGGGAGUUGGUUGCUAUAGAAACACAUUCAUCAUAUGGGGUUCUACUUGCUCUCUAGGGACUCUACUAGCUUUCAUUCUCUAUCUCCGGACUCGUAAAUUUUACUUGCAGAGGCUAAAGGAGUAG
Telopea speciosissima is the source of this 1664-nucleotide messenger RNA. Its product is annotated as protein NUCLEAR FUSION DEFECTIVE 4-like. The transcript is spliced from 2 exons. Gene Ontology annotation, cellular component: membrane. The record is from RefSeq and is a predicted model, not a curated record. NCBI's taxonomy places the organism in Eukaryota, Viridiplantae, Streptophyta, Magnoliopsida, Proteales, Proteaceae. Bases 66 to 1664 code for a protein of 532 amino acids.